AUGGAGCAAGCCUCGCGAACCGUGACACAGGAGAGUCGGGUUGAAUCCCGAUCUGUGGUCCAGCAGAGGACCAUGCAGUACGCGCAAACCGUACAGCAGCAGCAAACGAUUACAUCUGCCACCGGUAGUCGAUCUAUGCCGAUGGUCACUGGCGGUGGAAGCACGACCUUCCAACAGAUCCAAGAUGUUUCGUAUCAGCAAGUGCAGCAACCGGCCAUGGUUCAAUCGCCGGUGGGGCGUAUACCGAACGCGUCCCCACCGGUGUUUGAGCAGAUCUUCAAAAACGCCCGCUUCGCUCAAGGAGGCAAUGCCUUGUUCGAAGGGAAAGUCAAAGGGAACCCGAGACCGAAUGUAUCUUGGACGAGAAAAGGCGCUCCUCUGAUGCCGUCGAAUAAAUACCAGAUGAAGUACGAUGAGCAGACAGGAAAAGUCUCGCUUCUCAUCUCGAUUAUUGGGCCCGGAGACGAAGGAGAGUACACGUGCAAAGCAACCAAUCAAUAUGGCGAGGCCGUUUGCACCGUCUAUAUCCAGCCAGAAGCCCAAUAUCGACAAUGGCUCCAGAAACAGGAAACGACAAUUCAACAUGGGCAACAGGAGAGGAAAGUCUCAGAAUCAUAUAUGCAGUCGCAGUACGAAAAGUCCUACCAAACGACUGGAGCGGUGGGCGCGCAAUACUCCAAACAAGAUACACGUUAUGCGAAUGGGGUGCAGGAGGACUUUCGGGUCGAUACGUUCGAGUACCGUUUACUGCGAGAUGCGGAAUUCCGAGAGGCGAAAACGAAGCGACUUGCGAACGAAACAGAGACGGAGACGGAGGUGGAGACAGAGAGCGAGCCAGUGACUCCUGGCCCUUUAUCCCCACCUCAGUUGGCACAGAAACCUCGCAGCUCUAAAGUGCUUGAGGGCUCUGAUGCUACAUUCCAGGCAAAGGUCACUGGUAACCCCAGACCCAAGGUGACUUGGUUUAAGAACGGAAUCCGUAUUCGUCCUUCUCAACGAUACAAAAUGGCUGUGGGCAACCAAAUUGCAACAUUGAACAUCCGGAUGGCCAUGCCAGAAGACAGUGGUCAAUACACAAUGCUUGCUGAAAAUGCUGCUGGACGAGUGGUGAGCUCGGCGUGCUUGGCUGUUGAAGCAGUUGGAAGCCAAGAUGAAAUGCAAUUCAAGAGUGUCCGAUCCCCUGGCACUGUUGAUGGAGUUUCCAGGCCCUGGGAGCCAGUAGGGGUGGUGAGGCCUGUGAUUUCUGCAGAACCACAACCUGUGAAUGAGUCAGAUGUUUCCAAGAGUCUGGCACCAAAUUUUGUUCGUGUCUGUGGGGACCAAGAGGUCCAGGAAGGGAAGUUAGUCCGCUUUGACGUCCGCAUCUCUGGACGCCCCUAUCCUGAUGUCGCUUGGUACCUGAAUGGCCGUCAGGUCACAGACGAUGCCACGCACAAGAUCCUGGUCAAUGAAUCUGGGGGUCAUUCCCUCAUGAUCACAUGUGCCUCUAGAAAUGACGGUGGUCGGUAUACCUGUGUUGCUCGAAACAAAAGUGGGGAAAUCAAAUAUGAUUUUUCGCUAUCGGUUAUUGAGAAAGAAGUGGUGGUGGCCCCGAAAUUUGUUGAGAGAUUUUCUACUACAAAUGUCAGAGAAGGAGAGUCCAUUAUUCUUCAAUGUCGGGCUAUUGGAACUCCUGUCCCAAAGUUAUCAUGGCAAAAGGAUGGUGUUGUCAUUCAGACUUCACCAGGCUGUAUCAUUCAUACAGAAGGGGGAUCCUCAACCUUGGAGAUCUCCAGUGCCCAGGAAAAAGAUUCAGCUUGGUAUCAAUGCAUGGCCACAAACACAGCUGGUUCAGCUGCAACCAGGGCUAGGGUUUCUGUUGAGGUUCAGAAACCUGCCUCUUCUGCUCCCUGGAGACUGCAACUCCCCAAGCCACAAAAAGUGAUAGAACCAGAACCAGAACUAGAGCCGGAGGUCAUCUACCUGCGCCAUGUGGAACGCACUAGACCUCAUGCUGCUCGAUCUGAGGAUGAGGUGAAACCAACACAGCCACCUCAAUUCACUCUAGAGCUUCGGGAUGCCACUGGAUUGGUUGAAGGACAAAGAGCCGAUUUCCAGGGCAAAGUCAUCCCCAUUGGGGACCCCACUAUGACCCUUGAAUGGUUUUUCAAUGGCAAACCCAUUGAAGCAAGCUCUCGUGUAACAUCAACCUAUCGCUUUGGAUUCAUCACUCUUACUAUAUUGACUGUGAGUCAACACGAUGUCGGUGUAUACACAUGCCGAGCAACUAAUGCCUUGGGGGUGGCAGAAUCCAGUGCUAAGCUUGAGUGUUCAUCACGAUCAACGAUUGAGAGCAUCAGCCAGCAUCCUGAAAGUCUGGAACAAAUUCAACGUCUUGAGGAUUACUCUCGAUACCAGAGAACUGAGAGCGUGGAAGAAAGCAGUUCUCAGAAGCCAGUCUUCAUUGAACCCUUGCGGGACUUAGGAGAUUUCCUUGAAGGGUCCUAUGCUCAUUUUGAAGCCCAACUGAAGCCUCUGAGUGACCCAUAUAUGCGUGUUGAAUGGUAUCACAAUGGAAAACCACUGACUGCAAGUUCACGGACAAGCACAAUCUUCAAUUUUGGCUAUGUGGCUCUCAAUAUCAUGCAUUUGCGUCCUGAAGACACUGGGACUUACACAGUGCGUGCUUUCAACAGACUGGGAGAAGCCAUCAGCGAGGCAGUCCUAAGUGUUGUUGGCAAAGGAGGUGUUGUUAGUGAAUUAGGCAUCCCUGAACAGCAGAGAUAUAUAGAGAAAAUUGAGCAACUUGAAGGAUAUAAACAUGCUGCCUAUCGUCCACGUCAGGAUGAGGAGCAAGUAGAGUCUCCUCCUCAACCUGAAUUCAAGGUGCCCCUUCGUGAUCAAAUUGGUGUUGCUGAGAAUGGUGUGGCUCAUUUUGAGUCACGCCUAGAGCCAAUUGGUGACUCAACCCUCAGAGUUGAAUGGUAUAAAGAUGGACAAUCUCUUGAAGCCAGUUCUCGAAUGACGACUUUCUUCAAUUUUGGGUUUGUGGCACUCACCAUCAAAGCUGUUUCAAUCUAUGAUGUUGGGACGUACACAUGCAGAGCUGUGAAUGCAUCUGGUGAAGCUAUCACAGCUGCACAGCUUACUGUCAAGAGCAAGAGUGAUAUUGUUCAAGACUCUCAACAUCCUGGAGGUCUUCAACAGAUUCAACAUCUUGAGGAUGCCAGCCGAUAUGGAAGGAAAGUGAUGGAGGAGACCUUCAUUCAGCAGAUCCCUCCCAAGUUUCUUGGUCCUCUCAAAGGGACAAACAAGAUCAAGGAAGGACAGAAUGCCCAUUUUGAGACAAGACUAGAACCUCAGAAUGAUCCCAAGAUGAUUGUUGAAUGGUACUUCAAUGGGAAGCCACUGAUGCAGGCCAAUCGUAUUCAGACAUAUCAUGACUUUGGCUAUGUUGCCAUUGACAUCCUAUCUGUGAGGCCUGAAGAUUCUGGGACCUACACAGUAGUGGCAAAGAAUACUUUGGGCGAAGCCACUCUUAGUGCUCAUAUGGAGGUUGAGACUCGCACAGCCAUCGACACAACCAGCAUGCACAGGGUCGGAUAUGACAAAGCAAAGCAGGCUCAACAGAAGCAAUUCCAGGAACCUCAUUAUGACAUUGAAGAAAUUUCAAAAUCCAAGCCUGUGUUUAUUCAGCCCUUGCAUGACCAUCCACCUGUGAAAGAAGGAGGGAAUUUUCAUCUAGAAUGUAGAUUAGAGCCAAUGGGUGACCCCACAAUGAGAGUGGAGUGGUUUUCCAAUGGAAGACCCAUCACUGUUGGCUCUCGAUUCAAAACAUACUUUGACUUUGGAUAUGUUGCACUGGAUGUUUCUGGGGCAACGGAACAAGACACGGGAGAGUAUACAGUCCGGGCAACUAACCACCUUGGUUCUGCUCAUACAUCUUCUAUGAUCAGAAUUGUAUCAGAGAAGGACAUUAUCUCUGAAACACAAAAUGAAGCAGCUCUGGAGCAGAUUUAUUUUUUAGAGGAAGGCCGCCCUGUGGCUCCACAGAUGGAGGAAGUGGUGCCACAAGGGCCACCAACAUACACAAGACCUUUGAAAAACAUUGAAGCUAUUGAAGGCAAUAACAUCCAUCUUGAAUGCCGACUGCAUCCUGUUGGAGAUUCAAGCAUGAAGGUUGAAUGGUUUGUCAAUGGAAAGCCAGUCCGUGUUGGUCAUCGAUUCCGUCCUUCUUAUGACUUUGACUAUGUGGCUCUGGAUCUACUCAGUGUAUAUCCAGAAGAUUCUGGAGUCUAUACCUGCCGUGCUAUAAAUUCAUUUGGAGAAGCUGUCACAUCUGCAUCUGUUAAAGUCAUUGCCAAGAAACAUAUGAUCCUGGAGAGUCAGCAUCCAGAGAGUUUGCAGCAAAUUCAGCAUCUGGAAGAUGCUUCUCGCUACCAGAGAAGGGAAUGGAUUGAAGAAGUUGUCAAGAUCCAGCCCAAAUUUCUUUCUAAAAUGAAGGAUCAUUUAAACAUGAGGGAAGGACAGCAAACUCACUUUGAGUGUAGACUUGAACCCGUUGCAGAUUCUGACCUCAAAGUGGAAUGGUUCAAGAAUGGCAAACCCCUGCAAGUUGGAUCUCGUUUUCAUCCAAUUCAUGACUUUGGCUAUGUGGCCCUUGACAUUGCUGACUUAAUUGCUGAAGACUCUGGGCUUUAUACAUGCCGAGCCACCAAUUUAGCUGGUGUUGAUGAGUCUUCAGCUCAGCUCAUUGUAAAGGGUAGUAGACAGGUUGUAACAGACACUGCACACCAAGAAGGGUUAGAGCAGAUCCAAUACUUGGAAGACAGAGAGAAAUACCAGAGAGCAGAGCAUGAGGAAGAAGUCACAACACAACCACCAGUGUUCACAUCCUCACUCAAGAACAUUUCUAUCAAGGAAGGGCAGAGGGCCCACUUUGAAUGCAGACUCAUCCCAGUGUCUGAUUCCACCAUGAAAGUCCAGUGGUUCCACAAUGGGACUCCGGUGAAGUCAGGGUCUCGCUUCACAGAAAGCAACAACUUUGGUUUUGUGGCACUUGAUAUCAUGUAUGCUUACCCAGAGGAUUGUGGUACCUACACUUGCAAAGCCACCAAUGCCCUUGGAGAAGCCAUCACUUCUUGCUCAUUAUCUGUCCAAGGAAAGAGAGCCAUCUACACUGACACUGUGCAUGAGGGAGCAAUGCAACAAAUCAGGCACUUAGAGGAUGCCAACAGGUACAUACCACCUCCUCCAGAUGAAUUUGUCACCCAACCUCCUGUGUUUACUCAACCACUCCACAACCUGGAAUUGAAUGAGAACCAGAGUGCUCACUUUGAAUGCCGCCUUAUCCCAGUGGGAGAUUCUAAUCUCAAGGUUGAAUGGUUCAAAAAUGGCAUUCCCAUUCAACAAGGAUCCAGAGUAAAAACCCUACAUGAUUUCGGAUUUGUGGCAUUGGAUCUUGCCCAUGUGUACCCUGAAGACUCAGGCACAUACACUUGCAAAGCCACCAAUGAACUUGGGACUGCAACAACAUCUGCUACUUUGGUUGCACAUUCUAAAGCAUCCUUGUUGUUGGAGAGUCAGAAUGAGGCUGCAUUGGAGAAGCUUCGUCAGCUAGAGGAUGCCCAUAAGUACCAACGCACAGAGGAAGCUGAAGUUGAAGUGAAAUCUGCUCCCAUAUUUGUUGCUCCUUUGCAAGGACUAUGUGAUCGCAUUGAAGGGCAGAGUGCUCACUUUGAAUGCCGAAUAGAGCCCUACCCAGAUGAUUCCAUGAAGAUUGAAUGGUUUUGCAAUGGGAAACCUCUCUCUACAGGACACAGAUUCCGCACUAUGUAUGACUUUGGCUUUGCUGCAUUGGACAUCCUUGAUGUAUACCCAGAGGACUCUGGAGAAUAUACUAUCAAGGCAACCAACAAACGGGGGACUGCUUCUUCAUCAAUAAAGUUGAAUGUGAAUCCUCGAAGCAACCUAAUACUAGAUUCAGCUCACCCAGAUGCAGUACCCAAGCUGAAGGCAUUGGAGCACAAGGGUGCUUAUGUACCACCUGAGGAGCCAAUUGGUCCCUUUGAAAAGCCUCAGUUCCCAAGGCCCCUUCGGGCUCAGGAAAACAUUGCCGAGGCUCAGCCUGUUCAUCUUGAGGCUACUCUCACUCCUGUGAAUGAUGCUACUAUGAAAGUGGAAUGGUUCUACAAUGGUCGCCCAAUCCCUCAAGGUCAUCGCUUCCGGACACAACAUGACUUUGGAUUUGUUGCUCUGGACAUUCUCUAUGCAUAUCCUGAGGAUUCAGGGACUUACAUGUGCAAAGCCACCAAUGCUUUGGGAGAAGCCAUUACAACAUGCUCUGUUGGUGUCCAAGGGAAGAAGAGCCUCUAUCUGGAGACCUUAGAUGCAGAUAGAUUGAAAAAAAUCCAGGAACUGGAAGCAUAUGAACAACCCAAGAAAGAGGAAGAGGCACUCAUAUUAAGGAGACCAGAAUUCAUUACUCCUCUGAACAGGCAACUGAAAGCUGGUCAUAGAUUCAGAACUACUCAUGACUUCGGCUAUGUGGCCCUUGAUAUCCUUCAUUCCUAUCCUGAAGACUCUGGCACCUACAUGUGCAAGGCCACCAAUCAAAUGGGAGAAGCUGUCAACACCUGCACCAUCAAUGUUACUGGUCGGCGAAGCAUUUACAUGGAUAGCCAGCACCCUGAAGGAUGGGAAAAAAUCAGGGAAAUGGAAAGUAUGGUCCAUCCUGCUCUGGCAGCAAUAGAAGAAGCUCCCAUCACUGCCCCUCACUUCAUCACCCAGUUGCAGGGCAUCAGCCAGUUAAAGGAAGCCCAGCAUGCUCACUUUGAGUGCAGGCUGGAACCCACCAAUGACCCAAAACUCAGACUGGAGGUUUAUCACAAUGGGAAGCUGCUUCCAACUGGGUCAAGAUAUCACAUCACUUGUGAUUUUGGAUAUGUGGCUCUCGAUAUUAUGCACAUGUAUCCUGAGGAUGCUGGUGAAUAUGUUAUUAGAGCAGUCAAUGAUCUUGGAGAAGAUAAGACCUCUAUCACCCUCAGAAUUGAAGGGAAGAGUGGAAUCAUCUCAGAUAGCCAGCAUCCUGAAGGAUUGGAUAAGAUCCGGGAAUUGGAAGCCAUUGACAAGACAUACAGACCUCCUCAAGAGGAAGUGAAGACUUUCCAGAGGCCUAUGUUCACUUCACCUCUCCAGAGCAUAGACAAUGUUAAUGAAGGAAUGCCAGCUCAUCUUGAAUGUCGACUUAUUCCUGUUGGAGAUCCCACACUCAAGGUGGAAUGGUUCCGCAAUGAAAAACCAAUUGAAACUAGCUCCAGGAUUCAGAAGACUCAUGACUUUGGACAUGUGGCCUUGGACAUCUCAUACCUGCGUCCUGAGGAUGAAGGUGUCUACAUGUGCAGGGCCUCUAAUGACCUAGGGGAAGCAGUCACAACAGCCUCUAUCAAAAUCAGAUCAAAAGCAAGCAUCCAGUUGGAUACUCAGCAUCCUGAGGGCUUGGCAAAGAUCAGGGAAAUGGAGGAAAAGGUUGUCCUUUCCCCUCCAGAAAAAGAAGAGGUGUUUGAAAAGCCAGUAUUUGUGACCCCCUUAAAAGGACCAGCAGAAUUGGUUGAGGGACAGCAUGCUCACUUUGAAGCCAGAGUUGUCCCUGUUGGAGAUCCAAACCUCCGACUGGAGUGGUAUGUCAACGGUGUCCAGCUGGCUACUGGGUCUCGAUUCAGAACCACACAUGAUUUUGGUUUUGUGACCCUUGAUAUCAACUCUGUGAUCCCUGAGGAUGCUGGAGUAUACAUGUGCAAAGCCAUCAACAAGGCUGGAGAGGCCAUCACUUCCACUUCAAUUAAAAUCAUUGCUCGCUCCUCAAUCCUGGGAACUGCUCUGCAUCCAAAAGGCUGGGAGAAAAUCCAGCUGCAAGAAGCUGAGAUGAACAAAGUACCAGAGCCAUACAUUGAGGAGGCUCCACAACAGCCACCAACUUUUGUUAAACAUCUGGAGAGCUUAGACAACCUCCAUGAAGGCCAGAAUGUUCAUUUGGAUGCUCUUGUUGAACCCAAGACUGAUCCGAACCUCAGGAUAGAGUGGUUCAAAAAUGGAGUAUCUCUUAACAUAGGAACACGCAUAAGAACAACUCUUGAUUUUGGAGUAGUCACAAUGGAUAUUAUGGGAGUCCGUCCUGAUGAUUCUGGGAUUUACACAUGCAAAGCCACCAAUAAGCUUGGUGAAGCAGUGUCUACAUGCACACUAAAAGUUGAAGGCCAUGGUUGGCUGGUAGGAGAUACAAUGCAUCCAGAGGCAAUGAAAUUCAUUUCGCAACUUGAACAUCCUCCUGAGGUAACAAUGAAAGGUCCUGCUGAGCCAGUUUUUGAGAGUCCUGUGUUCAUCACUCAUCUAAACAACCAAGAAGUUCGAGAAGGAGAAGCUGCUCACUUUGAGUGCAAGGUUGAACCUCAUAAGGAUCCAACCCUUAGAGUUGAGUUUUUUGUGAAUGGGAAACCCAUACCUGUGGCUUCCCGAUUCAUGUGCAAGAAUGACUUUGGCUUUGUCUCGCUGGAUGUUCAACACUGCUGGGGAGAUGACUCAGGCAUAUAUAUGUGCAAAGCCACAAACAGCAAGGGUCAGGCUAUGACUUCUGGUUCACUGCGUGUCAUAAGCAAAGCAGAUAUCUACUUUGAUACUCAACAUCCGAUGGGUCAGUCUGGUUUGGAGAAAAUCCAAGAGGUUGAUGCUGGAUACAUGGCAAAGGCUUUUCGUCCCCCUGAAGCUGAGGAAGCUCCCUAUCCUAAACCUGUCUUUAUUGUUCCUCUAAAUCCUCAUUUUGUAUUAGAGGAAAGUCAACCAUUGCACAUGGAAUGCCAAGUAGAGCCCAAGGAUGAUCCCAAGCUAACAAUUGAAUGGUUUUUCAAUGGGAAAACUCUUGAGCAUGCUUCUCGGUUUGCCAUGAGGAAUGACUUUGGAUUGGUGACACUGGACUUAACUGACUCUUACCAGAGAGACUCUGGAAUCUACACCUGUCGAGCCAAAAAUCAAGCUGGAGAAGCUUUCACUUCGAGCACAAUCGUUGUAGCAGCUAAAGGCAGUCUGAUAGAAGAUACUCAGCAUCCAAAAGGUAAGGAAGGCUUGGAACACAUUCAAAGCCUUGAAGAAUCUUUGAAGAGAGUUGAAAUGGAGAUCAUGCCUGAAGAAGCAGGACACCCACCUCAAUUCACUUCCCAGUUUGAAAACCUUACCAAUCUCAGUGAAGGGGAAAUAGCUCACUUUGAAGCAUCACUGACGCCUGCCAGUGACCAAAGCAUGGUUGUGGAGUGGUUCUUCAAUGGGGAGCCUAUCAAAGCUGGUCACAGAAUCCGCACAGUCCAUGCAUUUGGUAUGGUUGUUCUUGAGAUCCUUGGGACAUAUGUGAGUGACACUGGUACAUAUACUUGUAGAGCAGUCAACAAAUGGGGAAAGGCUGAAAUCAGUGUGAAGCUUGAGUGUGUUGAUAGAACUCAAGGACAGAAACCACACUUCACCACUCACAUUCAGGAUGUCAUUGGGUUGAAGGAUGGGGACUCAGCUCAUUAUGAAUGCAAUCUUGUUCCGGUUGGUGAUCCAAACAUGAAAGUUGAAUGGUUCCACAAUGGGCAACCCAUUCGUCAUUCCUCUCGUAUGAAGAGUGUGGCUGAUUUUGGGUUUGUUGUCCUGGACAUUGCCUAUGUCCAGAGUCAUGAUUCAGGGGAGUACAUGUGUAAGGCAACAAACAAAUUUGGUGAGGAUGUCACGAAAGCAACCCUCCAGUGUCUUGGAAAGGGUGGUGUGUAUGGAGAAAGCCUUCAACCAGAUUCAUUGGAGAAGAUUCGGAAGUUGGAACAGAUGGCUCCUGCUACCAAACCUUCAGUCACUGAAGCCAUGGAACCUCCAAAAUUUGUUACCCACCUUUCAGAUAUUACCAGAUUGAUUGAAGGUCAAAGUGCACACUUUGAGGGACGUCUCACUCCAGUGAAUGACCCUAAUCUUGUGGUGGAAUGGUAUCACAACGGAAAGAAGCUAAGGACUGGACAUCGAUUCAGGACUUUCCAUGACUUUGGCAUAGUGAUCCUGGAUAUUCUUUACUGCUAUGAAGAGGAUUCUGGAGAAUAUCAAUGCAAGGCAGUGAACAAACUGGGUCAAGAUGUCUCAAAAGCCUUUAUGAGAUGCGUAUCAAAGGCUAAUUUGAUCCUGGAACCUCAAGUGCCAAAGGAAAUGGAAGGAGGACUUGACAAAAUCCAGUCUCUAGAAGAAUCAAUGAGGAGCUAUAGACGAGAGAAGGUGGAAGAGGCAUACAAGGGAACAGCACCAGUUUUCACAGUUCCCCUGGAGAAUGCUGACCUUCGAGAAGGAGAAAGUCUUCACUUUGAAGCACGGUUGACUCCAACAGAUGAUGCCAAGCUCAAGGUUGAAUGGUACAAAGAUGAUAAAGCGCUGAAGGCAAGCUCUCGAAUCAGGACCUUUUGUGAUUUUGGCUUUGUGAUCUUGGAGAUGUCUCCAACAUACCCAGAGGACACUGGAGUUUACUCUUGCCGUGCUUCAAAUGAUUAUGGAGAGGCAGUGACAAGUGGAAAGCUUGUAUGCGAAGGAAAGCGCAGCAUUAUUUUGGAGUCCCAGUUGCCAAAAACCAUGCAGAAAGGUAUGGAAAAAAUAGCAGAACUGGAAGGCCUGGGAAGGGAGCCACUGCCAAUAUCUCCAGAAGCAGAGGGACAACCUCCUGUGUUUGUUACAACACCUGGGGACCUCUCACUGAAUGAGAAUUCUCUUGCUCAUUUUGAGUGCCAGCUGCAGCCUAUCAAUGAUGCCUCCAUGAAGGUGGAAUGGUUCCACAAUGGAAAACCAUUGUCACAAGGCUCCAGAAUCAAGACCAUCAGUGACUUUGGAUAUGUCAUCCUUGAAAUCUCUGGUAUUUACCAAAGAGAUUCUGUUUUUCAUAUCAAACUGAUUUUCUCACAGGCCACAAACCAUCAUGGAGAGGCAACUGUAUCAUGUCAGUUGAUAGUGAAAGGAAGACAGGGGAUCAUUAUGGAACCACAGCUUCCUAAGAAUUUCAUUGGAGGAAAUGAGAGUAUCCAAAAAUUGGAAGAGUCCUUGUAUAAGAGAGAGGAGAAGGUUGUUGAUGAAGAGACUCCAAAUCCUCCUCGUUUCAUCACAGAAAUACAAGAUUUGCCAGAUCUCCAAGAGGGAGCUCCAGCCCAUUUUGAUUGCAGAGUUGAGCCAGUUGGAGACUCAUCAAUGCGUAUUGACUGGUUUCAUAAUGGACAUCCAAUCGAUGCUGGAUCUCGAAUUCAUGUUAUUGAUGAUUUUGGAUUUGUGGUUCUUGAUAUUGACUGGACAUUCCCACGAGAUUCAGGAGAGUAUAUCUGCCGUGCUACCAAUAAAUGGGGAUCAGCCACAACAAAGGCCAUUCUAACAUGCAAAGGGAAAAGAGAUAUUGUUUACGAGAGUCAGCUUCCCUCGGGCAUGUCUGCUGAGAAAUUGAAAUUGCUGGAAGAGCCAGCUCCCACCCAGCCUGUUGCAGAAGAGGAGCCACAUGGCCCACCAAAAUUUGUAAAACAUAUCUCACCCCUAGAAACAGGGGAAGGUGAAAGGGCCUUCUUUGAAUGUCAAGUUGAGCCCAAGAAUGAUCCAAAACUUAGAGUGGAAUGGUACCACAAUGGGAAACUUCUGAAGGCAGGACACAGAUUUCGCACAGUCUAUGACUUUGGUUAUAUCUGUUUGGAAAUCCUCUACACUUAUUCGGAAGAUUCUGGGGAAUAUGUGUGUAGAGCUGUGAAUGACUAUGGAGAAGACUUUACCAAGGCCACUUUUAUGUGCAAAGCUUCUCCAAGUAUCAUUAUGCAGAACCAGCUGCCCAAGGGGAUGAAGAAGUCAGAGUACCUCAUUCAGAUGGAAGCUGCUUUAAAGAAAUACACAGAUCAGAUCAUGCUUACAGAGGAUGACAUAUAUGAUUCUGAUAAAAAGCAACCUCCAAGGUUUGUAACUCAAAUUGAAAGCAAGGAAGAUCUUGUAGAGUUUGAUGUCACAAAGUUUGAAUGCCAGCUUGCUCCAGUGGGUGACCCAAACAUGAAAGUUGAAUGGUUCUUGAAUGGCAAGCCACUUCCGUACAAGAAUCGUUUCACACCCAUCUAUGAUUUUGGUUAUGUUGCUCUGCAUUUUGGCUGGGUCUAUCCAGAAGACUCAGGUGAAUAUCUUUGCAGAGCAACAAACUUAUAUGGAAUGGAUGAGACCAAAGCAGUGAUAAAAACAGCUGGAAAGCCUGGGAUUAUUUAUGAGUCUCAGUUGCCCAAGGGUAUGCAAAGUGUCAAGAAGAUUCAGGAAAUGGAAGCUGCAUGGCAAAGAGCACCAGAGGAAACAGAAGAACCAGCAAGGACAAAAGAGGCCCCACAAUUUGUCUUGAAGCCAGAACCUUGCAAUGUCAUAGAAGGAAGCUGGGCUCACUUCAACUGCAGGGUCACUGGCUAUCCUAGACCCAGAGUCAUGUGGUUGAUCAAUGGACAUACUGUCAUGAAUGGCUCCAGAUACAAACUUACCUAUGAUGGCAUGUGGAGGCUGGACAUACCCAAGACCCGUCAAUAUGACCAUGGCACUGUUCAAGUGAUUGCAAAGAAUGCCUUAGGUGAAGCUGUUGCUUCUACUCAGCUGGAUGUCACUCCCCGUAAGGAUGACUACCGGGCAGUCUUGAAAAAUUCCCCAAAACCAUGGUAUGACUAUGACCUCAAGGGCUACCAAGAAGAAAGAAUGGAUUCAGAGCUGGACAGGGUGUUUGAAGAACGAGUCAACACCAACCUCUCUGUGGUCCAUCAUGCUGAAAAAGACUCAGGAGAACAUUUGAUGACAAAGGUUGUUAAGGAGCCAGAAACAGAGUGGCAAAAGGAGAUCAAACGUAGGAAAGCUGGAGCACUGUACAACAGCUACAAGGAGCUUGAAGAGGAUCAAAUUUCCAAGGAAUUUCGGAUGAAGGAACAGAGUGCAAAGGAGCAACAGUUUGCCAUUCCCAGUCAGCAGAGAUCCCUUGCGUUGGGGCUGGCCACAAGUUAUGAAGCUAGACUUGAAAGACAGACAUCUGCUGAAUCCACUAAAAAGACCACUGCUGAAUCCACUAAAAUUUCCUCUGCUGAUGAGUCCACUAAAAUGACCUCUGAUGCUCAGUCCACUUCAAUCACUUCAACUACUGUGGCUGGAAGAACCAGGGCAGAGCAACAGGCCCAAUUCUCAAAAGUACCACCUCAACCCUCUGAAUCAACUGUUCAUGGAAAAGAAGUUUACACUGCCACUCAGAAGCAAAUUCAGAAGGAGACGAAGGCUGAUAAGGAAAUCACUCGCAAAAUAACAGCUACUGAGACAACUGAAAUGGAGCACAAAGCCAAGACCCAAGAAAGAUAUGUACCAAGUAAUAUGAAACCAGCUAAACCUCCUAUGUUCAAGAAGAAGAUUCAGCCAUGCCGUGUAUUUGAGGGAGAGCAAGCUCGGUUUGAAGUGGAGUUUGAUGGGGAUCCCCUUCCCCAGAUCCGCUGGUUCCGGGAGGAAUUUCCCAUUCAGAGUUCUCCUGACUUUCAGAUCCAUACCUUUGGUACAAAGAGCAUCCUGGUGAUACGAGAGGUGUUUGUGGAGGAUUCAGGGAUAUUUGCUGCCAUUGCUGAGAACAGGGGAGGGACUGCUAAGUGCUCUGCCAAUUUGAUAGUGGAAGAAAAGAAAGUUCGAAAAGGACUGGCCCCUCCUUCCUUCACUUCAACAGUACAGGAUAUGACAGUUGAAGCUGGACAGCUAGCUCGCUUUGAUGCUCGAGUUUCAGCUGUCAAGCCACUUGAUGUAUAUUGGCUUAAGAAUGGGAGGAAGAUAUCAGGUGACAUUCAUUACAAGAUGGUGGAGGAAAAAGAUGUCUUCACGCUACUGGUUCUGGAGACAGUUCUGCAGGAUGCAGGGACAUAUGAAUGUGUAGCCAUAAAUCAGGCUGGAGAAGCAAGAUGUGAAGCUCAGCUUGUUGUCAUAUCACCAGCAAAAUCCCCUAAAACAGGGAAGAAGCCCACGAGUAAAAAGGAAUUGGCACCACCCACAAUAGUUCAGAAAUUGAAUAAUGUUAUUGUUCAAGAAGGCCAAGCAGCAACAUUUACCUGCAAGAUCUCUGGCCAACCUGCACCGAAAAUCAAGUGGAUGAAAGAUGGCAAGCAAAUUAAGCAGUCCAGAUACUUCCGCAUGGUUUCAGAAGAUGAAACUUACUCCCUACAUGUUUCUGAGGCUUUCCCUGAGGAUGAGGGUUUGUACAAGUGUAUUGCUGAGAAUCCUGCAGGUCAACUCACUUUGGCAGCCAAUCUGCAGGUCAGAGCUCCAGAGGCAGCAGCUGAGAAGCAGGCAACACUAACUCCUCUGAAAAAUGUGACUGUAAAAGAAGGACAAGCUGCACAGUUCAAGACUGAAGUUUCUGGCAGUCCAUUUCCUACUAUCCAAUGGUUUCGAGAGGGUGCUCUCAUCCCACAGUCCAAAGAUUUCCAGAUGCUGCAAGAGGGGAACCAUGCCAUUUUGCUGAUCAAAGUGACAUAUCCAGAAGAUUCAGGCCGAUUCACCUGCCGUGCAACAAACUCUGCCGGCCAGGCCGAGACUUCCGCAAUCCUCACCGUACACAGGAAAGCCCACCUACACCACUUACGGUUGUUGUCAGAGUCUGAGACUGCUGGUGAUUCCAAAGUAAGCUCUCAAGAAUUAUUGCCUCUAUCAAAAGAGACAGGAGAUUUAUCACUACCAUGGAGAUCUCCAAGUAGGGAAAGGCAUAAAAAACAGAUCCACAAGCAACAAGGCAUCCCAGAAAAUAACGACAGUCUCUCUGCAUCUGUCCCACAUCAGAGCAGACAGCUGUCUCGAAGAGGUGAACCACUUAGCUCCACUCCAUCUGAACUGCAGAAGGGAGAUGUGGAGGAGCCAUGUGGUUUUUUUUCUGGAGAAUCUGGAAGUGAAGUUUUUGGUGUUGAAGAAUCUCAGGAAGACACAAAGAAAAGAACUCAAAGUAGUGAAAUUGUCAAAAAAGCCAUGACACCAUGGGGGUUACAGUUCAGGGAAAGAGAUGGGAGCUUGGAUGCUUUCAAAAAAGGAGUUCUUGAAAAAUUUUCUGGAAAAAGUGACAAAGGUGACACUUAUUUAGAUGAAACUUUCAAGAUGACCAAGUUUGCAUCUGGUACAGGAGGAAAAGCAGAAACACAACUUAGGAUCUCAAAACAGAUCAUUGCUCCCAAAAGACCUGAACAAGAUGAACUUACAUCAAAGGCAGUGCAAUGUGAAAGUGAUAGUAUGAAGUUAGAAGGAAAAGUUGGAAUGGAGGUUUCUGCACAAAAACUUCCUUAUAGGCAUGAUGAAGCCAAGUUUGAAAGGCAGAUGACAUCUGGAAAAGAGGGGAAGAUUCCAGACACAAGGGAGACUACAGAACUUUAUUUGGAUGAGGUUCAUACUACUAUACCUGAUGUUCAAAAGAGUACUUCCAUCCCAUUAUUAAUAACCAUGGCAGAAUCUCAAAGAGGUAGGUCUGUUGAACAUAUGCCCAGUGGAUCUGCAGCAGUUCAUGACUUGGUCACUUCAGAGCAUGAUACUAAGAAAGAUGGCAGCAGGAUAACAAGUGAACCACCUAAAAAGGCCAUAUCAAAAAUUACAGUACCUACAAGUUCUCAGGAAACAAGGCUUCCUCAGGCAGAACAACAGAUAAUGAGUAGUGGACCCCUGCAGAAGUCACAGGGACGUUUAGAAGAUUUGGAUGCAGUCCAGUUGAGAAUUGGAGGUCAUGCUCAUAAGCCAAUCACAAAAUCAAAAGAAGAAGUUGAAACCAUUGAAAAGUCAGUCAUACAAGCCACAGAUGCUGCACAAGUGACAAUUGAAGUGCUGGAAAUUAGGAGGAAUAUUGGAAGAGAGUCAUCCAAAAUCACUUUAAGUGGUCCUGUAAAUAAAGUUCAUGAAAAAGAUGUAAGAAGUGAAGUGAAACCAGAAGAAGUUCAAGGAAUGGAACAUACCCCCAGUGCUCCACUAUUUUUGAGGAGAGACAAAGAGCCUCAUGGGCUAGUCUUAGGACCUAAAUCUGAUAAAAAGAAGCCAUGGGAGGUAAAGGAGGAUUUUACAAAGAUUAAGUUAAAAAGGACAACAGUGGAUAAGUUUAAUGGCAUGAAGCCAAAAGGCAUCUCAAUAAAAGCCGAAGAUGAACUGGAGAGCAAGGUAAGAGAAGAGCUGGGUGAACAAGGGAAAAUUUCACCCUGCACGGAUAUACUUGAACUGGAAAAAGUAACGGAUGAACUGCAUGAUGAUAUAGAUACAAAAAGAUACCAACAAGUGAAAGUAUCUCUCAAGCAGAGUGAAGUUCCUUCAAAAGCUCAUGAAGUGAAAGUUGGCAUCUAUCUUGAGGAAGAAGCAGAAGGGAAGGUGGGAAAAAAGUUGAGUAUGACCACUCCCAGGAGAAGGAAUACAGAUGGGGAACCAUUGGGUUCACAUGUGGACCCUGAGGUACAAAUUAAUACUCAGAGGGAAUUGACUCCUGGUCCUGAAUUAACCAGGGCUGAAAUUAAGUUCUUUCACCCAAAGCAGCCAAAGCAACAGGAAAGAGACAAAAGUAUGAGAGGGAAACAGUUCAAAGAUACAGAAACAUGUGAAAAAAUAAUCUCUCCUAAAGUAACAGAAGCCAAAGAGAAGCAGGGAGCAGAAAUUCAAAGGUUUCCCCUGGAAGCAAUGCUAAUUCAGGAACCUACCUGUGGACUAGUGGAGAGAGAAAUUAUCAGCUGCAUAAGCAUGUCCAGUAAGCAUGAAGUGACUGAGGGACAUAUGGAUAUUCCACAAAUGGAAGAAAAAGUGAAACUGGGAGUAAAAGCCCCAGAGGACAAGAAAAAUGAUGAAGAGGUCCUUUCAAAAUUACUGGUAGCAGAAAUUGACACCAAAAAGAAGCUGCCUACUGCUCUUGAGUUGACCAAAGUCCAAAUACAACUACCUCAAAAAGGCAAGAAGUCAGUGGCUGAAGCCGAGGAGAAGGUGCCAAAUGUUGAUGAGGAAGCAGAGAUUAAGACAAUAAAGGAAUUUUCUAGGGAUAAAAUGCCAAAAGAGAAACCCAUGCCAAAGGUAGAUGAGAAAAAUAUGGAAGUAGGGAAAGAACUUGAAGCAUCUCCUGAACUAUCUGAAGUGAAAGUAAAGGCUCCUUUGGGAAAAUUAAAAAAUAGAGUCAGAGAGAAAAUUGAGAAGAAUGUACAGCCUGGUGAACCACAUUCUGAGACUGUUCAGAUAAACAUUGAAAUCGAGAAGGAAAUGGAAGCUGUUCCUGAGUUGGUUGAGGAUAAAACAGAGGUUUAUGAUGCUCAAGGAAAACUGUCUUGUCAAGAUGUAGUCAUGUCAAAAAUGAAGUUUUGGAAGGGCAAGCAGAAAGUUGGGGGGACACCUCCAUCAGAGGACAUAGAGAGAGAGAUCAAAAUUGAGAAAACUGGGCUGACUCCUUUUGAACAUAGUAACACUAAAAUGAAGCUUUCAUGUGUGGAAGAGAAAGGAGAAACUUGUCUUAGGAAACAACUUCCAAAGGACAGAAGUCCCUAUGAGAUGCUUACUGCUAAGAUUCAUCAAGAGAUUGCUGAGGUGCCUCAAGCCCAAGUGGAGGCUCCAGCUUUGGAUGGAAGAGCAGGAAUGAAACUGAUGAGAAAAUUUCCAGAGGUUAUGAAGCAGAUGGAAAUAACUGGCCCAGAGUCUAUUAAGGCAGAUGUUAUGAUUGAUGAACAUAUUUCAACUACUCUGGAAGCCAAUAUAGAGAUUCAACAUGUGGAUAAAGAAUGGAAAAUCAAGCCUGGAAAGGAACAUCUAAAAGGUGACAUGCCAAGGAAGCAAGCUGCUAUUGAGACUCUUGUGGCACAUUUGACAGAGAAAGCUACUCUUGAAAUAUCUGAAGGUGAGGUGAAAGUUCCUGAUAUGACAGAGAAAAAAGAACUCAAGCUGAAAAAGACUCUUCAAAUGGAAGAGAUGCAAGAGGAAGUACCUGCUUCUGAGACUCUAGAGGCACAUACAGAAAUUAAAGAACAAGUGUUGACUGCUUCUGAAGUGAGUGUUGCUAAAGUGAAGGUUCCUCAUGUGGAAGAUAAAGCUAGACAUAAGUUGGGAAAGAAACUCCAAGCAGAAAAGAUUAUGGAAAACCCUAUUGCUGAGGAUCUUGAGACAGAUACUAAUAUCAAAGAAACAUUGUUCACUGCUUUUGAAGUGGCUGGAGCCAAAGUAAAGGCCCAUGAUGUUGAAGGGAAUAUGGAACUCCAGCCAAGAAAGAGUUUUCAAAGGGACAAAAUGCCAUUUGAGAAACCUACUUCUGAGGCUCAUCAGUCAGGAAUUGAUUUGGAAGAACAAUUUCCUACUACUCCUUCAGUCACUGUUACCAAAGAGUGGGUUCCUGAUGCAGAAGAGAAAGUAAAACUGAAGUUGCAAAGGAAGCCCAAAAGAAAGAGCUCAAAAGAAGCAAAGGAGGACCAAAAUUCAGCUCUAAUAGCUCUUGAGGUAGAUACUGAAGUAUUGGAGGAAGUAUCCACUCCCAAAGUUUUUGAAGCUGAACUGAAAAUCCCAUGUGUGGCUGACAAAUCAAAACCCCAGCUCAGAAAGAAACUCAAAAAGGUAAAGAUGCUUGUAGAAAAACCUGCUCCUGAUAUAUGUGAGGCACAUGAAGAAAUCAGAGGAGUACCGAUUGUUACUGGAAUUGAUGCAAUGGAAGGAAAGGUGCUUGCUGUGGAAAUGACAGCAGGACUCAAGAUGACAAAUAAACUUAAAACAAAGGAUAUUCCAAGAGAGGCACUUGCUCAUGCAUCUCAUGAGCCUGACAUCAAAGAACAAGUAUCCACUUGUGAAGUGUGUGAAGCUGAAGUUGAAGUACCUGAAGCUGCCACAACAGCAAAACCCAUGUUGCCACAGGAACCUGAAAAAGCCAAGAAACCAGGGAAAAUAUUUGCAACUGAGUCUGUUCAUGAUGAGAUAGAAAUUCAGGAGCAAACUCUAACUCCUGAAUUGACUGAAACUACUAUAAAGGCUCCUGGUUUGACUGAAGCCAAUCUAAAAUUUCCUUUUGUGAGAAAGAAAGCAGAUACCCAGGUGAAGCACAAAUUUCUCAAGGAGAAGAUACCUGUGGAAAAAUGUGCCCCUGAGGCUUAUGAUGGAGAAGCUGAAAUCAGAGAACAAGUGCCUUCUCCUUCUGAAGUGUAUAAUGCUAGAAUGAAAGUUCCUAAUGUGGCAGGUGUAACAGAAAUGAAGCUGAGAGCUGAACUACCAAUGGACAAGAAGCCCAUGGAGACACUUGCUCCUGAUGCAGAAACCACAAAAGAAGCACUUACUGUUUCUGAAGUAGCAGGACACUCAGUGAAGGCUCCUGGUUUAGUGGUAGAACUCAUGCCAAGAAAGAAAUCUCUAGAGGAUAAGAAGCAAGGAGGGAGAUUUGCCCCAGAGACAGUUCUUGAAGAGAUUGAAAUUCAGAAACAACCUUUUUUAACUGCAUCAGAUUUUAUUGAAGUUGAUGUCAAGGCUCCCCGUAAGGAAAAGCAGGUAGAUGUUGAGUUUGAUAGAAAACUUCCAAAGUGCAAGAUGCCAGAGGAGAAACCUGCUGCCAAGACAGUUGAAAGAGAAUGUGAAAUUGUAAAAGACAAACCAUCUACUUCUAAGGGGAAUAAACUCCAAGUGAAUGUCCAUGAUAUGAAGAAGAAGAAAGAGUUGAAGUUUGAAGGGAAACUGGACAAGCAAACUAAGCUAGGGGAAGAAGCUGAUCAAAAGCCUGUUGAGGUAGAUAGUGAUGAAAAAGAAAAGGUGCCAUAUGUUUCUGAAGUGGUUAAAGCAAAAACAAAGAUCUGUGAUCUGAAAGAGACAGCAAGUAUCAAGCUAAGAGAGGUACUUCAUGAGGAUGAGCAGCAAGGGGGGAAAAUAGGUAUUGAAGCCAUUCAGGAAUGCACUGAUGUUGAGGAACAGAUACAGAAUGUUUCUGAAAUGACUGAAGCCAAAAAUAAAAUUGAUUAUGGAGAAAGCCAAACAAGCAUCAGUGGGAUAAAGAACGUUUCUGAGGACAAGCAGCAAUUGCAGAAACUAUCUCCUGAGGUGUUUGAUGCAGUGAUUCAAAUUGAGGGAAAAUUACAAACUGCUCCUGAGCUUGCCAAAGCUGACUUGAAGCUUGUUGGUGUAGAAGAGGAAUCAGACUCCUUGGCCACAAAUGAGGAGAAACAUGGAGCAUUAAAGCAACUCAAGCAGUUGGCAAUGGCUCCAGUUUUUGCUAUACCCCUCAAACCAGUUCAUGGAUAUCUCCAUGGGAAGGCUAUAUUGAAGUGCAAAAUUUUGGGGCAACCCACACCCAAUGUCAAUUGGUUCCUGAAUGGGAAGGAAAUCAUCCCUUCCAGCAAAGUUCGAGCUGAAUUUUCUGAAACUAUAGCAAUUUUAGAAAUAAUAGAUCUGGUACAGGAUAUUUGUGGAAUUGUCACCUGCCAGGCUCAGAACUCAUUUGGCAAAGCCGUAUCCUCUGUCAGCUUACAGCUACUGUGUGAUGAUGUUGCACCAAAAUUUAUACAUAGUCUCCAGCAGAUGUCUGUGGGUUCAGGAGAAUCUUUCAUUUGGUCAGUUGAGGUUCAGGCAACUCCUCCAAUUGAAUUCUUUUGGCUUCACAAUGGACAUCCUGUGGAAGGAGAUGCAAGGAGGAAAGUUGUAACUUCUGGCAGCCAGUCUCAUUUGGAAUUCCAAAUGGUGCAUCCUGAAGAUGCUGGAACUUAUGUUUGUCGUGCCAAGAAUAUCAGGGGCAUGGCUUCUUCUCUUGCAUCUCUGAAUGUCUCUGUACCAGAUGGAAUGGAGGAAAAUCAUGCUCCUUAUUUUGAGUAUGGUCUCUCCAGUCAGCGGGUGAUGGAUGGUGAUGAGCUGAGUUUCAGAUGCAAGGUACAUGGAAUACCCAAGCCAAGUAUCCAAUGGUAUCAUAAUGGUGACCCUUUCAAGGAACAUCGAGAUGUGAACAUCAGUCACCUACCACAAGGAGAAUGUGAAUUAUAUGUAGGGGAAGUGUUUCCAGAGGAUGCUGGAGAAUACAUAUGCCUAGCAAAGAAUGACCUUGGGGAAGCUGUCACUCGUGCACUCCUUACCAUUGAAGCAUAUGAAUAUGUGCCUGACUCUGAAAUUGCAAGUGUCACAGUUUCAACAUCAGAGAAAGGACUGUCUGUUCCUGAGACUGGACCAAGUGGAUCUGAGGAAGACAUCAUUGAUGCAUCUCUCAAGGAUGUGGAUGAUUUUGAUGCUAGUGAUGGCGAUGAGGAUCAGGAUGCACCACCAAAAUUUGUAGUGUUGCUACCUGAAAAAGUAGAAGUGAAAGAAGGAGAGUCCUUGAGAUUGAAUUGUAGAGCUUCUGGAAACCCUUUGCCCACUUACACAUGGUACCACCAUGGUGAAGAAAUCCUCCCUUCCACGGAGUUUAUGAUUGAACAGAUAGAUACUGGGGAAACAUAUCUCACCCUUUUGGAGACUUUCCCAGAUGACUUUGGAGAGAUUCGCUGUGAUGCUGAGAACAUUCACGGAAUCACCUCAACUGUUACCUCAGUAGUGAUUUCGGAACCAGCUGAGGCCAAGACCUACAAGAAGCCAGACUGGGCUGUGAAACUAGAGGAACUUCAAAAGCUGGAUCAAGGUAACUCAAAAAAUUCAGAAGAUACAUUUGCACGCAGUGUGCCUGAAGUUAGAGAUGUGAGCAUGCUUCCUGAGUUUGUGUCUGCACCAGAUGCACCCAGUGAGCCUUUAGAUAGAGCCAGUGCCAGCAGUUCCUCAGAGAUGGGAAAAAAUCCAUCAUAUGACUUCUAUGGUUCAAUUGGAGAUGACUCAGUGUUCCUAUCCUCAGAGGCAGAAGCCCCUCCUGACUUGCAUUCCUUUGCUCAAGGAAGUGACCAAAAAAUAAUGUUGCAAGACCCUCAUGGCUUAUUCUGGAAUUCCAUGAACUCAUAUGCUGAAAAUGUAUUAAGUGACUACUUGAGUGAACACAGAGACUCAAUUCAUGAUGCUAUUGCUGCCAUAGAAAGACACUUGGCAGAAAUAGAUGGUGAAAUUGAUGAGACUAAAGAGGUUGAAGAUCCUGAAGGGCAUUUUGAAGUUCUUGAGUCAUCACAAAAUCCAGUGUGUAAGUUAGAUCCUCCUGGUGCUUCUAAUGCACAGAGUGUUGAAGAGGAUGAUGUCAAGAUAUUUGAAGAGGGUCUAGGAUGCAGCCAGAAUGAAAGAGCAGAAGAAGAGGAUAGAAGUCAUGGAUGUCAGAGCUAUGAACAUCAUCAUCAAUCACCCAUAAGUUUUGUUGUAAACAUUGAGGCUGUCGAUGAUGAUGCAGAUCCAGCAAAGGUCAGUGGUGAAUCAUGCGAGGAAGAACUAGAAACCAACCCCUUCCUGAACCAAAAUACUCAUCGCAUAGUAUUUCAUCCUAUUUUGAGCCCCAUUGUUGAACAGAAAGGUGAAACUUCUACCUCUGAUGGUAGUCACAGUUCCAGUGAAUCCAGGAAGACAUCUCCAGACAUCGCCACCACUGGCAUGCUUAACCCUCCAAGUCGAAAUCAAUCACCUGGGAAUGAUAAGAGAGAAUUCAAGGAAACUGGUAGUGCUGACAGUUUGGCAGAAUUCUUGCUCUUAGAGGAAAAGUGCACCCUUACUGAGUUAUUCCCUAGUAGUGAUGGGAGUGAUAGUGAUGUCACACUAACACCUGAAGAACAAUAAAAGACAUUUGCAUUGCAC
Messenger RNA from Darwinula stevensoni, 22686 nucleotides. Lineage: Eukaryota; Metazoa; Arthropoda; Ostracoda; Podocopida; Darwinulidae. The record is from the annotation of a GenBank genome assembly.